AUGGCAGAAGGAAUAGCUAAGGAUAAGGUGGAGCAGACAAGUGAGUUAGAAUGGGGCUUGUUACCCCCAGAAGAAUUUUCCCAAGUGAAUGGAAUCAUUCUUCAAAAGAAAGCAUGUGAUUCCUGGGAAAAGAUCUGGAACUUCCAAGCCAAACCUGAUGACCUGCUCAUUGCUUCUUACCCCAAAGCAGGAACCACUUGGACACAGGAAAUUGUAGAUCUGAUACAAAAUGAUGGAGAUAUUGAGAAAAGCAGGCGCGCUUCCAUUCAACUUCGACACCCUUUCCUGGAAUGGAUACGAAUGACACACUGUGGGAUUGACCACGCUAACGCAACGCCUUCCCCAAGGACCCUGAAAACUCAUCUUCCUGUACAACUGCCUCCAUCCUUCUGGGAGGAAAACUGUAAGAUAAUCUAUGUGGCCAGAAAUGCCAAGGAUAAUCUGGUGUCCUACUACCAUUUUCAAAGGAUGAACAAAGCACUCCCUGACCCGGGAAGCUGGGAUGAGUACUUCGAAACAUUCCUGGCAGGCAACGUGGUAUGGGGGUCCUGGUUCGACCAUGUGAAAGGCUGGUGGAAGAAGAAAGACAGCCACCCCAUUCUUUAUCUUUUCUAUGAAGAUAUGAUGAAAGAUCCAAAACGUGAAAUUAGAAAGAUAAUGGAAUUCCUUGGGAAGAACCUAAAAGAAGAGAUUUUAGACAAAAUUGUCUAUAAUACUUCAUUUGAUGUAAUGAAAAAGAACCCCAUGACCAACUACAUAAAUGAAAUUAAAAUGAAUCAUAAUCUCUCUCCAUUCUUGAGAAAAGGAGUUGUGGGAGAUUGGAAAAAUCAGUUCACUGAAGCUCAGAACAAUCAAUUUAAUGAAUACUAUGAGAAAAAUAUGGCUGACACUUCACUGUCAUUUUGCAUGGGACUCUAA
Messenger RNA from Piliocolobus tephrosceles (Ugandan red Colobus), 918 nucleotides. RefSeq names its product sulfotransferase 1C2-like. Gene Ontology annotation, molecular function: sulfotransferase activity. The record is from RefSeq and is a predicted model, not a curated record. NCBI's taxonomy places the organism in Eukaryota, Metazoa, Chordata, Mammalia, Primates, Cercopithecidae.